Octodon degus (degu) is the source of this 2459-nucleotide messenger RNA. It is a transcript of the gene Znf174, whose product is annotated as zinc finger protein 174. Bases 714 to 1940 code for a protein of 408 amino acids. NCBI's taxonomy places the organism in Eukaryota, Metazoa, Chordata, Mammalia, Rodentia, Octodontidae. The record is from RefSeq and is a predicted model, not a curated record. The transcript is spliced from 3 exons.
AGUCGCUUCGGCCCCGCCCCCGGCCCUGCUACUAGGUUGGGGUCCUGGGUCCCUAGAGAGGUGAGUAGGCUACAAGUGGUUGUGCUGCACUAAGCCGCUGGGAACUCUAGUCUCGCAGGCCUCUGAUGGAGCUCGGAAGCUGCCGCACCACUGAACUGCGCGUCCGCUUGGUACAGCUGCGCCUGGCCAGAGGCCGGCUGGGCCUGCGGGCCUCGCUGCACUGAGCAUUCGCGACCCCCCAGCCCACGCUGGCACUGGGUAGUGUAUUCCACCGAGAUGCUCGAGGUCGGUGUUAGCCAGGAUCCGGGGGAGUUAGUACAAGCUACCUGGAAGACAGCUUGAACUUUUCGUGGGGGUUCCUCUGCCAGCCCGUUGGAUCAUAGUGCUCAUUUCUUGUGAAAUCGCGUGUGCUUAUUAUCAAAAUUAAAGAAAUAUUUUCCCCAGUUCACUUUUAGAAUAUUAGGUCUUUCCUCUUUUGCAAGACAGUUUAGUUUAGUUUUGUUUAACUGACUGAAAAACUCCUCCUACACCCAGGGAUUGUUGUCGUCAGAAUUUGGGGGUAAAGACCAGCAAAUGAGAAGGCUUUGUCUCCGUAUCCCUGGUGGAGCUUCGGUUCUCCCACCUUUCUAGCAUUCAAAGAAAAUUCUGCAAGGUCAUGAUCCUGAAGCUUUAACCAGUUUACAAAGAGAAAAAUUGUUUCCUGAGCCCCCAAGAUGGCAGCAAAAAUGGAGAUAACUUUGAGCUCCCACAACCAGGAAUCCUCCAAACAAGAGAGACACAUAAUAACAAAGCUAGAAGAGAAACGGGAGCCCACUCCGCCAAAAAACUGCCCAGAUCCUGAACUCGCCCGCCAGAGCUUUAGACAGUUUUGUUAUCAAGAGGUAUCUGGACCUCAAGAGGCCCUCUCCCAGCUGCGACAGCUCUGCCGCCAGUGGCUGCAGCCCGAGCUGCGCACCAAGGAGCAGAUCUUGGAGCUCCUGGUGAUGGAGCAGUUCCUGAUCAUCCUGCCCCCGGAGAUCCAGGCUUGGGUCAGGCACCUGUGUCCAGUGAACAGCAAGGAGAUUGUGACCCUGGUGGAAGAUUUUCAUAGAGCUUCCAAGAAACCAAAGCAGUGGGUGGCCGUUUGUAUGCAGGGGCAGAAGGUGCUGUUGGAGAAAACUGGCUCUCAGCUUGGAGAACAGGAACUGCCAGACUUUCAACUACAAACUCCUAGGCGAGAUCUCAGAGAGAGCUGUCUGGAGGAGUCUUCCCAGGAAGAGUCUCAUGACCAUCUGAGCCCUCAACACUGGGAGAAAUCCCAGCUGUGCCAGGAACCAGUCCCCAGGUUGGCUGGGACAGAGGCCCCCAGAAUAAGAAGUGAUAACAAGGAAAAUCCACAACAGGAAGGGGCCAAAGGAGCAAAGCCAUGUGCAGUGCCAGCUGGAAAAGCCAAAGAGAGUGGUCUGCAGAGCCCGGAAGUGAGAGGGGCAAACAUGUGUGACUUCUGGUUGCCACGGAGGCAGGUCAGCCCCCCAAAUUCUCAGAAGCCAUUUGCUCACUACCAGAGACAUUGCAGGGAACUGGAAUACAUCAGCAGCACCCCCAAAGGCCACCCACUGAGAGGGCUGAGAAAAGGCAAAGGUGGAAAAAGAGGCCUUAGCAGCCGUUUGCCGCGGCUGGGUCACCAGGCCAGCCGCUCUGCUAAGAAACCUUACAAGUGCGAUGACUGUGGGAAAAGCUUCACGUGGAAUUCAGAACUGAAACGACACAAGAGAGUACACACAGGAGAACGGCCCUACACCUGCGGAGAGUGUGGGAACUGCUUCGGGCGGCAGUCCACCCUGAAGCUGCACCAGAGGAUCCACACUGGCGAGAAGCCAUACCAGUGCAGCCAGUGUGGGAAAAGCUUUCGCCAGAGCUCAAACCUUCAUCAGCAUCACAGGCUUCACCAUGGGGACUGAACGCAUCACAUGCUGUGCAAUCAUAGGGAAAGGCUUUGUUUUUCUUCCUCCUACUUGCAUGUAAAUCACAGGCUGAUUGGUGACUUGCAAGGAGAGUAGGCAACCCUUGGAGGGUGAUGGUGCCCAUGUGGCUGAUGAGAGGCUCAAUGAUAGGCUUAGCCAGGGCCCAACAGCACAUGGUGACAGAGUACAGAGAUACCAAGUCUGGGUGUUAAGACAAAGAGGACUGCAGGCUCUGCAAGAGGUUGGAGUGACAACUUAGGGAGAAUCAGGAUGACCCAGCAGAUGGCCCCUCCCAUUCCCAUCUUUUGCUUUAUUUAUCCUCUUAAGAGAUGUUGAAGCAUAGAGUUAUGCAUUUGCUGUCAUUCCACACAAGCUUCUGAUGUGUGCAUACUUCAGCAUGUUACCAUAACUUUAGAAGUCAGUAUUCAUUGGAAGAUAGUGUGUUGGCACAUGCCUAUAAUCCCAGAAUGUGGGAGGCUAAGGAAGGAGGAUCACCACAAGUAUGAGGCCAGCCUG